GGGCCGCGCGUCCCCGGCCCGGCGCUGCUCUGGUACCGGCCGACAUGGCGAGGGGAGUCGGGCCGCUGCUGUGGGGUCGUGGCCGCCGGCUCGGCAGCGUUGCCUUUAGGCAGCAGAAAUGGAAAAGCUUUGUCUCCACACAACCAAAAAUGCCUCCUUGCGAUUUUGUACCUGAAAAAUACAAAUCCUAUCCGUAUGAACGUAUGCAGAAGAUUCGUGAACAAAAUAUUUCUCCGUCACUGCGAAUGUAUUACAAGAAGCCAUUGUUGCUGCAUCAAGGACAUAUGCAGUGGUUGUUUGAUUAUGAAGGACGAAGAUACCUUGAUCUCUUUGCUGGAAUUGUCACUGUCAGUGUUGGUCACUGUCACCCAAAGGUAACUACGGCUACCCAGAAACAGCUUGCUCGCCUGUGGCAUACCAGUAAUAUCUACAUGCACCCAUCAAUCCAGGAGUAUGCUGAAAAGCUAACUUCUCUUCUUCCAGAUCCACUUAAGGUGGUUUAUCUAACCAACAGCGGGUCAGAAGCCAAUGAUUUGGCUAUGUUCAUGGCGAGGCUAUAUACUCGUAACUUCGACAUCAUCUCUUUCAGAGGAGCAUACCAUGGAGGCAGCCCUUACACGCUGGGAUUGACAUCUAUUGGUCUUUAUAAGCAUGGUGUCGCCAAUGGCUUUGGCUGUUCAACAACAAUGUUACCGGAUGUUUUUCGUGGUCCAUGGGGAGGCAGCCAUUGUAGAGAUUCUCCAGUACAAACUGUUCGAAAAUGCAGCUGUUCUGAAGGUGUAUGUCAUGCAAAUGACCAGUACAUUGAACAGUUCAAAGACACUCUGAAUACCUCAGUGCCAAAGACGAUAGCUGGAUUUAUCGCUGAACCAAUUCAAGGUGUUAACGGCGCUGUUCAGUACCCAAGAAGUUUCUUAAAGGAAGCUUAUCAGCUAGUACGGGAAAGAGGGGGCAUUUGUAUUUCAGAUGAAGUACAGACAGGAUUUGGACGGGCAGGCAGCCAUUUCUGGGGAUUUCAAACACAUGAUGUAGUCCCUGACAUUGUUACUUUGGCAAAAGGAAUUGGUAAUGGCUUUCCAAUGGCAGCUGUUGUUACAACAAAAGAGAUUGCAAGUUCCUUGGCUCAAAACCUUCACUUUAAUACAUUUGGAGGAAGCCCUUUGGCCUGCGUAGUUGGAGCUGCAGUUCUUGAUGCUAUUGAAGAAGAUGGUCUACAAAAAAACAGUGAGGAUGUGGGAACAUAUAUGCUACUGGAGUUGGCUAAACUACGGGAUAAAUUCGAGGUUGUUGGAGAUGUCCGUGGCAAGGGACUUAUGAUUGGAGUAGAAAUGGUGACAGAUAAGGAUAGUUGCCACCCUCUUCCAGCUGAAGAAAUCAAUCAGAUCUGGGAGGACUGUAAAGACAUGGGGGUUCUAAUUGGCAGAGGAGGACUCUACAGUCAGACAUUUAGAAUUAAACCUCCUAUGUGCAUUAGUAAAAAGGAUGUCGACUUUGCUGUGGAAGUAUUUCAUACUGCUUUACAGAGACACAUGGAGAAAGCAGCUGCAAAAUAGACUUGAUUUGUUCCCUUACAUGAGACGCACACAGAACCCCCAAUACUUGCCACCCAGACCUGGUACUACUCUACAUUGGAUAAGAAAAUCAUAGUCGGAAGAAGAAGUACUUGUUCAGUAUCAUAAGAGUGGUCUGACAGAUCCAGUGUUUAAUAAAGAAUACACUGUAACCUGUUUUGUAAACAUACAGUUCAGUUCUACAGUGGUGGUGUGUAUUCUAUGUAUAUUCUACACACAGCUAUUCUAGCAUUAGCAUAAAAAACCCUGAUUGGAUUAACUGGGUAUCAGAUGAAGAGGCAGACGUAUAUUCAUCUUUCAUCUAUGAAAGUCAUAUAAAAAUUGGUAAUUUUUAGAAAGAGGGAGAGGAAAAUAAUAAAGUUGUUUUGGGGAAGUACACUGGGUGUUGUAGCAUCCAUAGUGCCCUUGGGGGUGGUACCAGCACUGCAGUGGCAUGCCUCCUGCUGCCCUGGCCAUGUUGCUUUGUAUGAUGGCAUUUACUGCCACAUCUUAAAUAUGUUUUGACAGAAGCACCACAUGCUCCCCAAUGGCUGAGCAUUGGUGUGUGGUGUUACAGAGGUGGCUGGGACCAGUGCAGGGUAGUCCCCGACUGCCUUCCACAGCGGUCACCACUGCUGCUGCCCCCAGCACCCCCACCAAAACCUUGCUAUUUAUACCAAAUACAUACAAGCAUUUGUAAAACACACAAAUGAUAGAAGUAUUUGUUUUUAUUUCAAUAAAAGAAUUUAAAGUCAAAAAGCAACACUGCAGACUUCAGUCUGUGAGAUUUCACUUACAUAAGCAUAAUAAAUCUCUGGGUGAGAGCCACUCUGAUCAGAACAUAACUGGAGGUUUCAAAUAGAGGUAAAACUGUCUACACCUACUAAAAUGACACACUGUAAUUAGGGCAUGAAAAAGAAAAGUUUGCAUAAAGUUGAAAAGUUUCUAAUGACAGUAAUUAUUUUUUAUCAUGGGGCUCUAAUCUAGUCAUCUUCCUUUCCAAAAUAUGCUUUUCUUCUCCUCCUGCUGCUUUUAGGAUUGCAAAGCACACUCAUUAGUGAUAUAGUAAAGAUACAAACUAUGGCUAAUAGGUCAAAUCCAGUUAUUAAAAGCUGAUCAAAAGAAAGCACACAUUCCUUCACAAGAUAAUACUCCUUUUGCUACAUCUUCCUUUUUUCCAAAAUUAGGACUUCCCUUCUCUGUUUUAACUCUGAACACAGGCAAUGUGCACCUUCCAGUUUUGGGAGAGUUUUCACAUACUAUUCUAAAGACUGUUACUCUAAAAAAGCUCUCUUAGUGUUUACGUUUCUCUUUUUUGUUUCUGGUGUUUACAGCUCCAGUUACAGGUGGUGCUUGGGCUGGUUUUGCAUGUCGCAUGGUUUUGAGGUGUUCAAACAGUUUAUUUCGGGAUGGAAAUGUACAUUUGCAGGUUGUACACUGGAUGGGAACUUCAUUCUGCAAUGAGGAAAAAAACCAAAAUGCUUCACAAUCAUAUGUAAUGUGCAAUAAAUGUAAUACACCAA
Molecule: messenger RNA, 3073 nt
Organism: Aquila chrysaetos chrysaetos
Lineage: Eukaryota; Metazoa; Chordata; Aves; Accipitriformes; Accipitridae
Gene: AGXT2
Product: alanine--glyoxylate aminotransferase 2
Exons: 14
Coding region: 45-1553 (502 amino acids)
Biological process (GO): glyoxylate catabolic process
Cellular component (GO): mitochondrion
Molecular function (GO): pyridoxal phosphate binding; L-alanine:glyoxylate transaminase activity
Source: RefSeq, a predicted model, not a curated record